UCUCGCGAUAGCCGCGGCGAAGAGGUCGAGCUUUGCGUCCGAGCAGUCGAGUCUUGCGUGGGCGUCGCCAUCUUGUAUUUUCGGACCGGGCGGCGACGGGAAAAGCCUCCAGCGCUCAGUGCGGAGCAGGCAAGCGGCAUUGAGAGGAUCAGUGGGGAGAAGACAAGAGAGGUACCAGAAGCUUUUUCCUAGCCUGUCCUGGAAGUAUGUUUCUGACAAUAGUGCUGCUUCGAAAUGCAAUCCCUGGGAAACAAUGGAUUGGUAAAUACAGACGACCAAGGUUCAUUGGUCCUGAAAUGAAGAGGAAUAUGAUUCGAAGGCUGGAAAUUGAAGCUGAAAAUAUAUAUUGGUUGAGUCGGGCAUACAUGACACAAGAGCAGAGCCGGGAACAAAACCGGGAACAGAGAAGGGCAGCACUUCAGGCUUUAAUAGAUGCAGCAAGAGCUAAGUUUCCUGAACACAAGUAUAUUGCAGACCAUUUGGACCACCUUAAUGUGACCAAGAAAUGGGGAAGCCCUUGAAGAAUAUUUAUUGCUGUUUAACUGGAUUGUUUGCAUUCACUGACAUUUGCAAUAAUCAUUCUUAGUAAAGCUGAUAAACGAAUGUUAUUCUUUA
Molecule: messenger RNA, 615 nt
Organism: Hemicordylus capensis (graceful crag lizard)
Lineage: Eukaryota; Metazoa; Chordata; Lepidosauria; Squamata; Cordylidae
Gene: MRPL57
Product: mitochondrial ribosomal protein L57
Exons: 2
Coding region: 207-521 (104 amino acids)
Biological process (GO): mitochondrial translation
Cellular component (GO): mitochondrial ribosome
Molecular function (GO): structural constituent of ribosome
Source: RefSeq, a predicted model, not a curated record